AUGUGCUGGUCACUGUUGACUUGCCCUCCCUCUGGGGACGAACGCCAACAACUGCUAUCGCAGGAAGCAGAUGCCAUCAUAGCUGCCACACAUGGCUUUCUCGCUGCGCUGAGCACGAAAUCCCGAGUCGACUUUGAAAAUCACUGUGUUGGAGCUGGAUGGAUGUCUCUCUCGCCACCAUGUCCCACGACCCUGCGUUUCUGCACGAUCGGUUCGUUUGUUGAGCAUGUUACCACGCUCAAGGAUGAUAUCAACGAGCGCAUCUGGGAUCCAGAACUCCAGGUGCAGGAGUCUGGCAACCUUGCUGCUGUGUGGGCACCCUUCAGGUCGAAGAUAAACGGGGUCGUAGACCACGUUGGUGUCGAGCUUUUCAUCUUGCAUAAGCUCAACGGCAGAUGGAAGAUAACUGGACUGGCAGAUUCGUGUCGACGGCCAACCGAAGAAGAGAAAUUAUUGGAUUAG
Molecule: messenger RNA, 462 nt
Organism: Penicillium nucicola
Lineage: Eukaryota; Fungi; Ascomycota; Eurotiomycetes; Eurotiales; Aspergillaceae
Exons: 1
Coding region: 1-462 (153 amino acids)
Source: RefSeq, a predicted model, not a curated record